GGAAUGUAGGGAGGGUGGGGGGUGCAGGGCAGCUGGGUUUAGGGACUGAGGGCUGGGUGUCGGAGGCUGGAUCCUGCUUUAGUGGAAGUGUCCCUUUAACAGUGACUGGCCUGGCCUGGCUCGGGCCCUGCUUUGCCUCCUGUUCAGCUGUGACUGCAGCUACCAUGCUGACUCAUGUGCCCGCAGCUAGCAAGAGCUGGCAGCAUGGGCUCCCCAGGGGCUAUGACAGGCUGGGGGCUUCUGGAUUAUAAGACAGAGAAGUAUGUGAUGACCAGGAACUGGCGGGUGGGCGCCCUGCAGAGGCUGCUGCAGCUUGGGAUCGUGGUCUAUGUGGUAGGGUGGGCUCUCCUCGCCAAAAAAGGCUACCAGGACUGGGAUCUUGACCCCCAGAUUUCUGUCAUCACCAAACUCAAAGGGGUUUCCGUGACUCAGAUCGAGGAGCUUGGAAACCGGCUGUGGGAUGUGGCCGACUUCGUGAAGCCACCUCAGGGAGAAAACGUGUUCUUCUUGGUGACCAACUUCCUUGUGACACCAGCCCAAGUUCAGGGCAGAUGCCCAGAGCACCCAUCCGUCCCACUGGCUAACUGCUGGGUCGACGAGGACUGCCCCGAAGGGGAGAGAGGCACGCACAGCCACGGCGUGAAAACAGGCCGAUGUGUGGUGUUCAAUGGGACCCACAGGACCUGUGAGAUCUGGAGUUGGUGCCCGGUGGAGAGUGGCGUUGUGCCCUCGAGGCCCCUGCUGGCCCAGGCCCAGAACUUCACACUGUUCAUCAAAAACACAGUCACCUUCAGCAAGUUCAACUUCUCUAAGUCGAAUGCCUUGGAGACCUGGGACCCCACCUAUUUUAAGUACUGCCGCUAUGAACCACAACUCAGCCCCUACUGUCCCGUGUUCCGCAUUGGGGACCUCGUGGCCGAGGCUGGAGGGAACUUCGAGGACCUGGCGUUGCUGGGUGGCUCUGUGGGCAUCAGGGUUCACUGGGAUUGUGACCUGGACACUGGGGACUCCGGCUGCCAGACUCACUACUCCUUCCAGCUGCAGGAGAGAAGCUACAACUUCAGGACAGCCACUUACUGGUGGGAGCAACCGGGUGUGGAGGCCCGCACCCUGCUCAAACUCUACGGAAUCCGCUUCGACAUCCUCGUCACCGGGCAGGCAGGGAAGUUCGGGCUCAUCCCCAUGGCCGUCACACUGGGCACCGGGGCAGCUUGGCUGGGCGUGGUCACCUUUAUCUGUGACCUGCUGCUGCUGUAUGUGGAUAGAGAAGCCCAUUUCUACUGGAGGACAAAGUAUGAGGAGGCAAAGGCCCCGAAGGCAACCGCCAACUCUGUGUGGAGUGAGCUGGCCCUUGCAUCCCAAGCACGACUGGCCAAGUGCCUUAGGCAGAUCUCAGCACCUGCACCCACGGCCACUGCUGCUGAGAGUCAGACACAGACACCAGGAUGGCCCUGUCCAAGUUCUGACGCCCACUUGCCAGCCCAUUCCUGAAGCCCGUAGUAGCCAUUCCCUGCUGUUGAGAGUUGGGGGCUGGGGAGGGUGGGGCCCUGCCUGGGGAUCUCAAGGAUGAGGCCCCAGCAUGGAGGAUUGGGGGUAGAAUUCUACCCUUGAACCCCAGCAGACAGUCCCUCCCCUGACUCCUGCCUUAGCAGGAUGCUUCCUCGGGGAACCACAGAAGUCAGCCACAGAAGUCAUACUUAGGAAGCUGUCUGAGCGCAGCUGCUCGAGGGAGGCCCUGACUCUGAUCCCAGGCUGGGUGGAGUGGCUGGAAGGAAUGGUUCCAAACAACAACACCGAGAUCUCCCUCAGGCUGGCUGGGUUUUGCAGCUGGAAUUCUCCUCUUGGUCCCAGGGCGGGGCAGGGAAUUCUAAUUGUCCACCCCAGGGAGGCAAGGGGCUGCUUUCCAUUGUGGAUACCUGGAGAUCAGGGCAUGCUGUGGAGGGCCAGGGGUGGGGCUGAGGCUGGGCUGACGUCUGGAAUCAUCUGCCACCUGCAGCCUCAGUAAAAUGCCUGGGGUCCCUGCUGCCUCUCAAUCCCCAGAGCCAUGUCCAUCGGGAGCUGGGCUCUGAAGGGCUAGGGUGGGAGAGUGUGGCCCCUGAGGCCUGGGUA
Messenger RNA from Piliocolobus tephrosceles (Ugandan red Colobus), 2109 nucleotides. RefSeq names its product purinergic receptor P2X 6 (gene P2RX6). Gene Ontology annotation, cellular component: cell junction; plasma membrane. The transcript is spliced from 12 exons. Gene Ontology annotation, biological process: response to ATP; calcium ion transmembrane transport. The record is from RefSeq and is a predicted model, not a curated record. Gene Ontology annotation, molecular function: extracellularly ATP-gated monoatomic cation channel activity; ATP binding; purinergic nucleotide receptor activity. NCBI's taxonomy places the organism in Eukaryota, Metazoa, Chordata, Mammalia, Primates, Cercopithecidae. The coding region runs from base 175 to 1491 and encodes 438 amino acids.